Messenger RNA from Papilio xuthus (Asian swallowtail), 678 nucleotides. Its product is annotated as mimitin, mitochondrial. The coding region runs from base 164 to 610 and encodes 148 amino acids. Gene Ontology annotation, biological process: mitochondrial respiratory chain complex I assembly. Lineage: Eukaryota; Metazoa; Arthropoda; Insecta; Lepidoptera; Papilionidae. Gene Ontology annotation, cellular component: respiratory chain complex I; membrane; mitochondrion. The record is from RefSeq and is a predicted model, not a curated record. The transcript is spliced from 4 exons.
GUCAUGAUGACAUUGACAUUGUUUUCAAUAUCAAUUCUUUUGACAUUGUCUUUGAGUCCCAAAUUUACAAAAAUUAGAUAAUUUGUUUAAUUGUAAAGAAACUGUAAUAUCUGAAGGGAUUAUAGGUAAGAUUCUUUACACAAGAGGAUAAAUUAAAUGUAAGAUGUCUAACGGCCCGCAUCGACAUCUUUGGCGAAUAGUCGUCCAAAAUUUUAUAAAUUCUUUGAAACCGCGGCCAUUUAGAGGGAAUCAUAUGGGUAAAGAUUAUGCAGGAAAUAUUUAUUAUGAAAUACCUGCAGAUCCCAGCAGAGGUAAAAGAAAGCCUUGCCGUUGGUAUGAUCCACCAAAGGGAAAUGAUUUUCAAGAUCCAAUACCAGCAGAAUGGGAAUCAUGGUUAAGAAUGAGAAGACAAGAUCCUCCAACAGAAGAGGAAAUCAAACACAAUCUAGCUAUUGCCAAGCUGAAGCAAGAGAAUGCAGCAAAAAUAGAAGCUAAAAGGUUGUUAGAUGGAGGUUCAUUGCCCAUAACCCCAGAAAGAGGUGCACAAUCAUUUCCCACAUAUUCAGAUUACUAUGGAGGAGACCCUGACAAUGAAUAUAGGAAAAAAUGAAUUUAAAUGUACAGAUUAAUUAUGUUAGAAUUUUAGUUUAAUAUUUAAAAGGAAGUGAUUAUGUUAAA